UGUCGCAGCCGUUGGGUUCAAAUCAAGGUUAGAAAAACCAACAAACCGCUCUCAUGACAAAAGAUCAGGACAUUCAACAACGACGUAAGAUUUAAGGCCUUUUGCACGUGACAAAAAUUUAGUUGUAAUUAGCAAGAUAGCAAGUCAACCAAUCAGGUCAAAGCAGUUUGCCGAAUAUAAUUGUAUAUAUGUAAUUUGAAAAGCUUCUAGAAAGAAUGAAUUUGCCACGAGUGUAUUUUGACGUAGCUGCAAAUGACAAGUCAUUGGGACGAAUUGUAAUCCAAUUGCGUCCCGAUGUCGUACCAAAGACGGCAGAAAAUUUUCGCGCUCUAUGUACAGGAGAAAAGGGCUUCGGUUACAAUGGAAGUAGUUUUCAUCGUGUGAUUCCGAAUUUUAUGUGCCAAGGAGGUGAUUUCACGAAUCACAACGGCACAGGCGGACGGUCUAUUUACGGUGAUAAGUUUGAAGAUGAAAAUUUUGAACUCAAACACACCGGCGGCGGUAUACUGUCAAUGGCUAACUCCGGUCCGAACACAAAUGGAUCACAAUUUUUUAUUACCACUAUAAAAACACCUUGGCUAGACAACAGACAUGUUGUGUUUGGCGGUGUUAUUGAAGGUAUGGACAUUGUAAAAAAGAUUGAAAAUUUUGGUUCGCCAACUGGCAAAACAAGUCAGAAAAUCACAAUAGCAGACUGUGGCCAAUUGUGUUGAGCAUUGUAUGAAAUUUAUAUAUAUAUAUACAUAUAUAUAUAUAUAUAUGUAUAUAUAUAAUAUACAUAAAAUAAGUUCACAAAUAUAUAUUCAUUUUUUUCUAAAUCUGUGUUCACUUAAUGUUGUAAGUAUAUAGAGUCUUGUAAUAUUUAAUACUGGCAAACAGGACAUAGUUUUUUUUAUAAAAAAGAAAGAUAAAUGUUGUACAAAGCUGUACAUAUUUUUAAUGUAUGUCAUAUGUCCUGUUUGACAGUUAACGAGUGAGUAAAGGAUCGUAUGAGAAUGUCAUUUAAUAUGAUAUAUAAUAGGUUGUUAUUUUUUGUACAGUUGAAUUAAUUAAUUUAUACAAUUAUUCAGAUUUUUCU
Pseudomyrmex gracilis is the source of this 1078-nucleotide messenger RNA. RefSeq names its product peptidyl-prolyl cis-trans isomerase. Gene Ontology annotation, biological process: protein folding; protein peptidyl-prolyl isomerization. Gene Ontology annotation, molecular function: peptidyl-prolyl cis-trans isomerase activity. Lineage: Eukaryota; Metazoa; Arthropoda; Insecta; Hymenoptera; Formicidae. The record is from RefSeq and is a predicted model, not a curated record. The coding region runs from base 216 to 713 and encodes 165 amino acids. Gene Ontology annotation, cellular component: intracellular membrane-bounded organelle. The transcript is spliced from 2 exons.